GCAGGGGUGGGGCUUGGCCAAGGGCAAAGGCAGGGCAAGACUUAAAAGGCCGCUGACCCCGGGGAGCUGAUGCCACCAGUGACCUCGGAGGCGCGGGCGUCCCACCCCAGGCAUCGGCGUCGGAGAGGGGGUCCCCAGGCCGGCCACCAUGUGCGAGCUGUACAGCAAGCAGGACACCCUGGCGCUGAGGAAGAAGCACAUCGGGCCGUCGUGCAAAGUCUUCUUUGCCGAGGACCCCCUCAAGAUCGUGCGCGCGCAGGGCCAGUACAUGUUUGAUGAGAACGGCGAGCAGUACCUGGACUGCAUCAACAACGUGGCCCACGUGGGACACUGCCACCCGGAAGUGGUGAAGGCGGCCCUGAGGCAGAUGGAGAUGCUCAACACCAACUCCCGCUUCCUCCACGACAACAUCGUGGAGUACGCCAAGCGCCUCUCGGCGACGCUGCCGGCCGAGCUCUCCAUCUGCUACUUUACGAAUUCCGGCUCUGAAGCCAAUGACCUAGCCUUACGCCUGGCUCGCCAGUUCAGAGGUCACCAAGAUGUCAUCACCCUUGACCACGCUUACCACGGUCACCUGACGUCUUUAAUUGAAAUUAGCCCAUAUAAAUUCCGGAAAGGCAAAGAUGCCAAGAAGGAAUUUGUGCACGUGGCGCCGACUCCCGAUACCUACCGAGGGAAGUACAGAGAAGACCACCCGGACCCCGCCAGUGCUUACGCAGAUGAAGUGAAGAAGAUCAUUGACGAGGCGCAGAAGGGCGGGAGGAAGAUCGCUGCCUUUAUUGCCGAGUCCAUGCAGAGCUGCGGUGGACAAGUCAUCCCGCCCACGGGCUACUUCCAGAAAGUGGCGGAGUAUGUUCGUGCCGCAGGGGGCGUGUUUAUAGCUGAUGAGGUUCAGGUGGGCUUCGGCCGAGUCGGAAAACACUUCUGGAGCUUCCAGAUGCACGGCGAGGACUUCGUCCCAGACAUCGUCACCUUGGGAAAACCAAUGGGCAACGGACACCCAAUGGCGUGCGUGGUAACAACCAAGGAAAUCGCCGAAGCCUUCUGCAGCUCUGGCAUGGAGUAUUUCAACACGUAUGGAGGAAAUCCAGUAUCUUCUGCUGUUGGCCUUGCGGUCCUGGAUAUCAUCGAAAAUGAAGACCUCCAGGGAAAUGCUACGAGAGUGGGAAACUACCUCCUAGAGCUGCUGAAUAAGCAGAAGGCGAAGCACCCCCUCAUAGGCGAUAUCAGGGGCUUCGGCCUCUUCGUUGGCAUCGACUUGGUGAAGGACCGUCAGGCGAGGACCCCCGCCACGGCCGAGGCCCAGCACGUCAUCUACAGGAUGAAGGAGGGCCGGGUGCUCAUCAGCGCCGACGGCCCGCACCGCAACGUGCUGAAGAUCAAGCCGCCCAUGUGCUUCACGCAGGACGACGCCACGUUCAUGGUGGACCAGCUGGACGCCAUCCUGACCGCGCUGGAAGAAACCCUCGGGGCCCAGGCUGGAAGCGUGAUCUCUGAGAACGCCGCCUCCAAGGCCAAGUUGCCCAGUGAAGAACUGCACGGUGACAGCACAAGGGACCCCAAGGACAACUCCGGCCGGAAGAGAAACGGGCUGUGUGCAGACAAACGCCCACUGGUCAGCAAAAGGCUCAAGACAUGAGGCGCCAGCGUUUCUGACGAGGCACGGGCCAGGCUGGCUGCCCGCUCGCGCUCUCCACUGAGACGGGCGAGUAGAAGCUGAAUGAGACGUAGGCAGGAAGCGGGUGAUGCUGAGGCGAUGCCGGUGUGAUUAGCUUAGUCUCCCCCCUAAUUCCUCAUGACACUUCUGAAUGUACGAAAUGAUCCCACUCGAUCUAAGCGUCACCGCGCGUGUUGAGUUGGCUCUUCCACUGCUCGUGUUUAAUGUUUAAAAUGAGAGAACAAAGUACAACCGUUCCCUGAACCCGGGAGAUCUGGGAGGCGCAGUGCCUUGAAAUGUGAACUCUAAUAAUUUAUAAGUAUAUUUAUAAGCUAUAAUAAAAUAAGAGAUGAGCCCGAAA
Molecule: messenger RNA, 2018 nt
Organism: Sorex araneus (European shrew)
Lineage: Eukaryota; Metazoa; Chordata; Mammalia; Eulipotyphla; Soricidae
Gene: ETNPPL
Product: ethanolamine-phosphate phospho-lyase
Exons: 13
Coding region: 149-1639 (496 amino acids)
Cellular component (GO): mitochondrion
Molecular function (GO): transaminase activity; pyridoxal phosphate binding; ethanolamine-phosphate phospho-lyase activity
Source: RefSeq, a predicted model, not a curated record